Molecule: messenger RNA, 11009 nt
Organism: Dermacentor silvarum
Lineage: Eukaryota; Metazoa; Arthropoda; Arachnida; Ixodida; Ixodidae
Product: protein sidekick
Exons: 30
Coding region: 62-5836 (1924 amino acids)
Molecular function (GO): protein binding
Source: RefSeq, a predicted model, not a curated record
UUUCGUUUUCUUGCUUCCAGAUGGAGAAUACAAGGCAGAACUUUCUAUUGUUGUGCCACCAAUGGACCGAGAGUUCAACAAUCUGGAAAAUGGUUAUGACAGCUAUCUUGAGUGCGUUGCUGCUGGCAGCCCCCUGGAACAGGUGCAAAUAGUGUGGCUCAAGGAUGAGCGUCCUUUGGGUGAGCUGCCUCAUGUGCUGACCCACUGGAACCGCACCCUGACCCUUUUGCACUUGGGACCCCAACAUGCGGGCCGCUACACCUGCCAGGCUAGCCUGCUUCGACACUCUGAUGGCUCUGUCGCAGAGUCAGCGACCCCAAUUGUCGCCCAUGCCAAUGUCACUGUGUCAGUGCCGCCCUCGUUGAGCCGCAAGGUGGACGAGGAGACUGCAGUGGAGCUGGGCCAGCAGGUGCAGCUGCCCUGCGCGGCCGAGGGCCACCCGCUGCCCGAGGUGCACUGGCUGCUGGACGCCCAGCCGCUGGACCUGACCAGUGGCCGCUUCCACCUGCACGAAGGAGGCACCCUGGAGAUCAGGGCACUGGCCAUGGAGGACGCAGGCGUCUACCAGUGCGUGGCCGAGAACCAGCUGGGCGAGGCGCGGGCCGCCACCUGGCUGCACGUCAAAAUUUCUCCACCGGCCUUCCUGCGAGCCCCUGAGAAUGUGACCGUCCUGGAUGGAAUGGACGCGCAACUGUCAUGCUCGGUUGUGGGGGCUCCACUGCCCAACACGAGCUGGGCAUACAGUGAUGUGGUGCCGGUGCAUAGCGAGGGCCGCAUGCAGAUCCUCGAGAGUGGCACGCUGGUGAUCGCCUCGGUGGUGCUGGCCGACAGCGGGAAGUACACUUGCACGCGGGCCAACUCUGCUGGUUCAGCCAGCGCAGAGGCCUACCUUACAGUGCUCGUUCGCACCCAGAUCGUGAAGCCCCCAGUUGACACACGGGUCAUCCUAGGGUCGACGGCUGAACUGCAGUGUCGGAUCUCGCACGACCUGAGCGUUCCUUACCAGGUGACGUGGUUUUUUGAGGAGAAACCAUUGACGUCCUCAAGUAGAACUCAUCUGGCACCGGAUGGCACCUUGAAGAUCGACCAGGCGCGCAACACUGACAUUGGCACCUACACCUGCGUUGUCACAUCACCCGGUGGAAACGAUACCCGCUCGGCAAAGCUCGAGGUCAUCGAGCUGCCUCACCCGCCAGGCCAUGUGAAGGCGUCAGUGACGGACACUAUGCCCAAGACGGUGAACGUGACCUGGUCACCUGCCUUUGAUGGCCACAGCCCCAUCACCCACUACGUGCUGCAAAUGCGUGCCCUGCCUACUGAAGACAUGUUUUGGCUGACUGUUGAUUCCCUGGCUCCUUGGACAACAGCCCUUUCUAACAUCUCUGCGGAGGUGACCUCGAUCCUAGUGUCACAGCUGAAGCCCUCUGUGAGCUACCAGUUCCGAGUCAGUGCCGUGAACGGUGUGGGCGAGGGCAGUCCUGGUGGCCCCACAGAGCCCGUGUCCGUGCCCCCAGAGCCCCCCGGGGGUCCACCGCAGAAUGUGGUGGGCGCUCCACGGUCUGCCACGUCCGUGAUGCUUCAGUGGCAGCCCCCGCUUGAGGGUGAGCGCAACGGUCGUCUGCUGGGAUAUGUCGUCCGCUUUCGGCUGGCUGGCUACUCCUCCAGUGCCUGGUCCAUGCAGAAUGUGACCACGACGCGUACCCUCCUCGAAGAUCUCAUCGUGUGGCAGAACUACGCCAUCGAAGUCGCCGCGUAUAACGAGAAGGGGCUGGGCAUCUUCUCUCCCAGCAUUCUGGUGCGCACACUCGAAGGAGUGCCCCAAGCAGCACCCAGUGCUGUCCGAGCAGAUGCGCUCAACUCCACGGCUGUGCGAGUUCGGUGGCUUCCCCCGGACCCCCAGCGUGUGAACGGCAUCAACCAGGGCUACCGCGUCGAGGCGUGGCUGAGGGGCCGCGAGGUGGGCUUGUCACCGCCGGACGCCACUGCUCUGGUGGCGCCAAAUGUGGGCUCACCAACCACAGAGCACACGGCAGUCAUCACGGGUCUGCGCAAGUACCACAUGUACAAUGUAACCGUGCUGUGCUUCACCAGUCCUGGCAAUGGACCACGCAGCAAGCCAGUGCUGGUCACAACCAAGCAGGACGUGCCUGGGCCAGUGAAGUCGCUCAAGUUCGACAACAUUCUGGACGUCUCAGUACGUGUGCUGUGGACACCCCCCGAGGACUCCAAUGGGAAUUUGCUGGGCUAUACCCUCAGGUACUGGAUCAAAGAUGACCCUGGGUCAGCAGUAUUGCGCAACCUGACGGCUGAUGAGACCGAGACCACCGUGCGGGGCCUGCGCCCUGUCACGUGGUACACCUUCGAGGUCUUUGCUUGGACAGUUGUUGGGGCUGGCCCAAGCAUUGAGGCAUCCAUCAAAUCUGGCAUCCCACCAGUGUUGCCAACAGCACCAAGACGCCUGGCUGUGUCCAACAUUGGGCCGUUCUCGGUGAUGCUUCAGUUCACACCGGGCUUUGACGGCAACACCUCCAUCACACGCUGGAUUGUGGAAGCCCAAACGCGACGCUCUGAGCAGUGGAUACCGGUCCAUGAGACGAGUGCCCCCGGGGCGCGGACGUUGCACGUGUCGCCACUGGUGCCUUUCACGGAGUACCGGCUGCGCCUUAUGGCCACGAAUGUGGUAGGGCCCAGCCCGCCAAGCGAGCCCUCCCAGUGGUUCCAGACCAUCCAGGCUCCGCCGGCACAUCCCCCACGCAACGUCACCGUGCGGGCCGUGAAUGCUCAUGCCUUGCGCGUCCGCUGGACGCCACUGCCCCAGGUUGACUGGUAUGGCGUUCCCCGGGGCUACAACGUCUCCUUUCGGGCAAAGGAUGAACCCGACUUCAAGUGGACCGUUGUCGAGGAUCACAAUGCCAACAGCGUGGUGCUGGACGACCUGCAGGCAUUCACUCCCUACGAGGUUUUCAUGGUGGCUUUCAAUGAUGUGGGUGCCAGCAGUGCCAGUGCCAUCUCAUCCGAGCGCACCCGCGAAGCGGCCCCCUCUGCUGGCCCUUCCCAGGUGACAGCCAAGGCCACCUCGUCAACCACCGUGGUAGUGUCCUGGGGUCCUGUGCCUCGGGUGCACCGCAGUGGUGUCCUGGAAGGUUAUCGGGUGGUGUACCAGGCAGCCAGGGAGUCGGCGCCCAUGCGCAAACACAUUGAAAGCAAUGCCACUUUCACCACCACCCUGACGGAGCUGCGAAAGUACACUGUGUACUCUGUGCAAGUGCUGGCGUACACUCGUGUAGGCGACGGAGCCCUCAGCCUGCCACCCAUAUCAGUUACCACAUUCGAGGACGUUCCUGGGCCGCCAUCAAAUGUGUCAUUCCCAGAUGUCACUACCACAACAGCGCGCAUAAUUUGGGAUGUCCCACAAGAACCGAACGGUGAAAUUUUGGGCUACAAGAUCUCCUUUUGGCGUCGCCCCAACUCCGGCAAUGGUGCCACAGAAAAUGAGGACACUGCUGAGAGUGCUGACAAAGGUCGGGUGUCACGUGAAGUGUCGGCCAUGGAUCGCACACUGAAGGCCUUUGACCUCCAGCCACAGUCUUACUACGAAUUCGCCGUCAGUGCACGCACGCAAGAAGGAUGGGGCGUGGAGGCUCGGGCGCUUGUGCUGACCACCGCGAGUCGGGAGAAGCCGCAGGCUCCGUCACGCCCACUUGUGAGUCCCUCGCAGGUGCAAGCAAGGCAUGUCACUCUGAGCUGGACACCUGGACGAGAUGGAUUUGCACCGCUCAGAUGUUACUUGCUACAGCAGAUUGAAAACGCGGGCCCCUGGAAGGAGCUUCCCCAGAAACUAGACCCCAGCACCACCACGUACACUGUGGCUGGACUGAAACCGGCCACACGGUACCUGUUCCGGCUGCGGGCUGUCAAUGACCUUGGCUUCAGCCCCUGGAGUGAGCCGUCUAAUGAAACCUGGACACUGCCUGCAGCACCACAAGUUGCACCAACAAAUGUAAUUGUGACGCCGUACACCACUACGUCAAUCACUGUUGUGUGGAAGGGUCUUGCGGAUGAAGCGUGGAAUGGUGACAAGCGACAUCCUGGCUACCGUGUGGAGGCCUGCCCUGUAGGUGCGCCGCUGCAAGACUGCCGUGUGCGGUCCCUGGACGGCCUCGAGGGUGGUCCUCUCACUCUGGAGGGACUGCAGAGAGACCGAAUCUAUGAGGUGCGAGUCAUUGCUUACAAUGGCCAGGGCGAUGGACCCCCAACCCGACCAGUCUCCGUCUACGUUGGUGAAGCCGUUCCCACUGGAAGCCCACGGCAGCUGCAGCUAAGCUCGCCGAGUUCAACUGAAAUAACCGUGUCCUGGGCCCCACCUGCCGAAUCGGAACGCAAUGGUGAACUGCUUGGAUACAAGAUCUUUUACAAAGCAGAAGGCGAUGCAGAAGAAGCAAUGGAAGCGGUCCCGGCUACCCCAACUGCCUAUACUAUCACUGACCUGCGGCGCUUCACCAACUAUUCAGUGCAGCUACUGGCAUUCAAUCCGGCUGGUGACGGUCCCCGCUCCCAGCCACUGCAAGUCCACACCCAGGCCGACCGACCCGGCCCUCCUGGCCCAUUGGUGUUCACCGACAUAACGAUGAAUUCACUCAACGUCAGCUGGACCCGACCAGAGGAACCCAAUGGCAUUAUCACUGGUUACCUGGUCAACUAUGAGACAGCUGACUUGGACAUAGAGUCUGGCAGACAGGUCCGCCAGAAAGUGGUGCACACCUUUCUGGCAGUGCGUGGCCUUGAUGAGAUGACGACGUACCGGUUCACGGUACGGGCGGAGACCUCCCAAGGCUACGGCGCGGAGAGUCAGUGCAACGUCACCACAGGUCCCCAGGAGGGGUCACCCUUAGCCCCCCUGGAAUUGGCCCUGCAACGCUCGGCCACUGCGGCCACCCUUUCCUGGAAGGAGGGGCCCCCGGGAGCCAGCAUCAUCACGGGGUACCUGGUCGAGGCACGCCCCUCACAUGCAGGUGAAGAUGAAGAGUGGCAGACAGUUGCAGAGCUCGAUGGCAGUCCACGCACGUCGUACGAAGUGAGCUUCCAGAACCUUUUGCCAUCGACAGGCUACACGUUGCGACUGUUUGCCCGCAACCGCCUCGGCAUCAGUCCACCGGCUUAUGCCCCUGAUCAUGUGCUGACGCCAAACAAGCUCUUCCUGGAGUACAAGCAAAGACUGCCAUUCUACCGAGAGCCCUGGUUUUUGGUGGUACUCGCUGCUGCAAGCAUGGUAGCCAUCAUCCUGGUUAUCGCUGUGCUGUGCGUCAAGAGCAAAACUCACCAGUAUAAGCAGGAGAUGCAGCAGAGCCUUCGAAGUGACGACCAGUUGAGCUUGAAUGACCAACAGGCAGCUGGGUUUGGCAGCCCUGAGCCACCGACUAAGCGUACAAUGACUCGGGGGUCACUACGCAAGCCGUUGCCUGCUUUGCGGUCUCCACCCCGACCCUCACCAGCGAGUGUCACAUACUCGGACGAAGAGGACACCAAGGCGUACGACGAUCAUUGCGACAGCAGCAGCCUGACCGAGAAGCCCUCGGAGAUGAGUUCAUCCGACUCGCAGGGCUCGGACAGCGAGGACGACACCAAGGGCGACCCACACUCUUUUGUCAACCACUAUGCCAAUGUCAACGACACCUUGCGACAGUCCUGGAAGCGCCAGCGUAUCGCCAAGCCACCAAGUUACACCGACUCGGAGCAGGAAAGCAGUGCCGCCAUGUGCCUCAAUGGUGGACGUGUGGUCCUCAACAACAUGGCCGGCUCACGGGCACCACUUCCUGGUUUUUCAUCUUUCGUAUGAGCCAGUUUUCCACUGACUUCAGGGGUUUGUUUUCUUUAGUGUUGAGAAUGCCCUUUGUGAGUGGAAGAACUGUUUUGUUGAAAGAAACUACAUCGAUGUCCGUGCAUUGUGCUCUUUGAGGUGGGUCUUGCCACGGUCGACUCGCAAGCUCAUUUUCCUUGCCUCAACUUUCUGAAAAAGAAAGUUAACGCAGGAGCAGAUUCGGCAGGUUCGCAAGGAGGGAUGCCUGUCUGUUUACAUGUGUUCAUGGUGCAGUCUACAUUAGGGACUGUUCUUGUUGCUUACUGUGCAUUCGCACCCGCAAGGUACGUCAUUGUCGUUGAAGCUACAGUUGCAUGAACAAAGACACUCCGUCCUAAUCAACAUGUGAACUACAUUGCUGGUGUGCAGCCUUUUAUGAGCUAAUAGUGUGCCUUGCCUUAGACUGUAGGAUAAAAUAGUACCUGUUAUUUUUUUAGCAAGGCAGCCAUUACUUUAGAAGCAGCACCAGCCUGUGCUCUGUUGGUGAUGAUAAUGCUAUUGCUAGCUGCUUCAUGACGGAGCUUUGUGGUAGUAGAAAACGAAAAAACGAAAUGCAGGGUGAUCUUGCUUUUGGAACAUUCACUGCCAGGGGUUUUUCAUAGCCACUUAGCAUUCUCAAAGGAAGCAAUGUGCAGGUAAUUAUUGAGAUGUCAUGUGUGUUGAUUGUUGCUCAGUGUGACAGCAGCGAGAACCAGUCAAUAUUUGUUUUUGACUGAGUUUGCUGUUAUGCCCUCAUGUUGUCUUCUUUUGAAGAAGACACGUCGUGUUCAUCUUCCAGGUGACAAGCAGUGGCUAAUCACUUCAUGUGUGGAGUUACUUUGGUAACGUCAUAUUGUGACUGAAUUAUUUUUCUUACUUUUAGUAAUUUUAUGUGUAAUCACACUUUCAUGCCUUUACAAAGUGUUGUUGACACUAAGUGCCUCAACGGUUUCACCACAAUUGUGGGGUGUGAUUUUUUUCCCCACUGUGUCGCUAAAGCCCAAGCACAGCAAAACUUUUACCGGCAUGAGAAGCCAUUCCCUGCGGUGCAAACACAGAAGGUUAGGGCAGAAUUUUAAAUGUUGGAAUUGAACAAGUGGGUGCAUCAGAAAAGGCUAGCAAAAAGCACAAUUUUUACACCAAAGCUAAAAUUAAAGCGCUACCAUUACCAUUUGCUGGAAGUGACAGAGAACCCAGAAUCCGUCCAUCUGCUCAUUUUCGUCCAGACUGUGUACAGCAGUAGCAUAUACACAGUGUCUUGCUCAUUUUAACAACAAGAAAUGCAAAGCACUGAUUCAUAAAGGCUGAACACACGCACACACGCAUGCUCACAAUCGGAAUGCACAUUGUCAGGGCCAGUGUGAAUGCUUUUUCUCGUAGUUCAGUGAUUCGAUCGGUUCUUUCAUAUAUCACAAUGCCUGACUGACAGCAGACACUGAGGCACGCCCUUCAUGUAUUCAUGUAUAUCAGUCUGACCAUAUCCAUAAAGGUGACAUGGGUAACGCACUCCUUGUAAAUGAAACAGUAAGCAAUUGCUCUUUUACACAUAGUCGCCCAUUACAAAUCCUGCUUAAUGUAGGGAAUUGAAAGAGUUACUUAUUGUUUAGCGGGAAGCACAACAUGUCCAUGGAUAUUGAGCUAGAACUGCUUGAUUCGGUCAACUCGUGAAGGAUAUGCCACAUGCAGCUUCAGCAUAAACACCAAGCAAACCAACUAGCCCAGCUUGUUGGUACAUGCGUGCUGCUCUUACAGCGAGCUCGGCCAGGCAAGCUGCCAUCUGCAAACAUAGGACAGCACACACUCCUUCACCGUUUCACUUCCCAGCUCUCGCCUGGUGCUUCAUCGGCAACCAUGACUUCCCAGAAGGCCAUUGCACCUGCUUGAGCAUUUUCUCCACAUUUACCAACAUCAUUAGUGAUGGAUAAAGAAGUGUUCUUGUUAGUAGGCCCUGUUUCAAAACAGCGCCAGCGUUUACAUACCCAAUCAAGUAGCUACGGCCAGGUACACUUGUGCGAGUUUGCCGUGUGCUGGAACUGCCAUCGAGGCAGAAGGAAACAUUGCCUUAACUGCUUAAUAACUUCUUGAAACCAACACCCUUACAGCCAGUGUUGGAACUGCUGUGCCGUGGCUAGUUGUUUCAUGAUGACAAUGUUGCGGCACAUGAAAACAGGACAAAGGUAUACAAACACAUACAACAUUUUAUGUGUCUCCCUUUGUACUGGAUUAGUCGGUUACGGGAACAUGCAUUGGCUGGUGAGCCGCCACUGCUCUGGUAUCGCUGAUUCACAACAUUGCCUUUUUGCAACACAUUCCACCAGAGCCCUCCAGGUCAUAAAUGCUUGCCAGAUGUUAAUAGUUCAUUCCAAGUGUUACACUUUCAUGAUCAAAGGGUUUAGUGAGUUCAGGACAUAUCAAAGAGCCAUUCAUUGCUAGACACCAAACAAGGUGAAAAUUGCUGGAAUUUAAGAAAGUGUUUAGAGGUGCUCAGGCACGCUGGCUAAUUUUUAAAAUUCUUUAAUAGAAGUUGUUAAAUGUUGAGGAAAAUGUUGUUUCGAGCGCCCCAGAAAACAAAAGGUUUGCAAAUGAUAGCCGUAGGAAAACGAUGAAAGCUAGGAGCAUGAAACGUGAUGAAGAGAUACAGUGUGUACUUGGGAUCUUUGGAGGAAAUUGGGCAAAGGCUUUGGUUCACUCGGGUGGCGCCCAGAACCUGUUGCAAGAGAGGAGGGUGGGUCAGUGCCUGCCAGCUAACUAGGGGGUUUUCUGGAGAAAACCUGAAUCAAUGGCACGGACCCUUUAGGUGUGUCGGGAGUGGCGUGAUGCAUGACAUUGUGCGAGUUUAUAAAGUGGCACUUGCCUAGCGGGCCUCUUACUAUGCCAGGUACCGAGGGCAGCCGAUGCUGCUAUUUGCUUGCCUUUUGUGGGUGUUUUAUUUUUACUAUGUAUUUCUUUCUCUUUUUGGCAUCUGUGGCCUGAGUGAGAAAGUAACUGCCAGCAAACAUGCAACAGCAUAUCCUUCGAAAGAGCGUUAGCAGAAGCAAUUUAUGCUCGAAAUCUGGAGCUGUCUUACAGAAUUUUAUGCAGCUUUGCAGGAUGGCGACAAUUGGUUUGCGUUGCACAAAAAUUUGAAAUAAUGAUGUUCGCUUUAUCGAGCUGUGACUGUAAAUUUCUUUCAUCUGUUCCACAUUGAUUGCUGUUGUAGGCACUUCAACUAAGCAAGUGUGUGUCAUAUUGUGCAAUUAACCUAAUGGACUACUUUGCUUGUGCAACAUUUUUUUUUUAUUUUGCUUGUCAGCUUUGCAACGAGCAUAUUUUAAUGUACUCGAAAGAAAGUGAAGUGGGUUUUCAUUUACUUACUGUAUGUGAAUAGAAUUUUGAUGUUUGCUUAAUUUAUAGACCAGUUUUACUAUUUUAGCCCGUAUUUCAGCUGUAGUUCGUCCGUGCCUGUUUGGUACCACUAUUCUACCCUUUGAAUAUAAUAAAGGUAAAGUCAUUUUGAUAAAUCUCAAAAAAAAAAAAAAAAAUUCAGUCACUACUUAUGACCCAUCCGUCCAGCACAUGUUUUACAGGACUUCCGCGUUUUAAUCUAGCAAAUAUAAUUUCAGAAAGCUUUGAGCCAUGCUUUGUCUCAAGCAUUUUUCUUACACUAUUCUUAGAGUGGUCUAUUUUUUACCAUUUACUCUAGCAUCAUUCCAGGUUUUAAGCAUCCUUAGGUGUUGAAGAAUUUGCUAUUGGCAUAAUGAAAGUGCAGUUUGGCAUUGCUUACAGGGAGAAACAAUUUCUUUGCAGAAAGUCUUGGAAGGAUUUAUGGGACUUAUCUAGUAGCUGCACUGAUUUUGCUACCAUUAGACAAACAUUCCAUGAUGUGCAUUAAAGUACAAGAUCUAUUUAGGAAUUUUAAAAUUUGUCUGGGUAUUUCAUAUCUGCAAUUAAAUUGCCAAUCUUGUAGGAAUGCUUGCAUAUUACACUUUUUAAUAGAACUAAAAUAUUCCGAAAAAUAUUGCUACGGAUAUUGAACAGAAUAGCUGGGUAUGGCUUUACAUAUAGGAAUAGGUAAAGGGCCAAUAACGAAGAGGCCAGCAAUUAGUGUUUUUUAGCUUGUGACUGGAAGUGAAUCAACAAGCUCAUUUCUGGAGCUUGUUGAUGAGCUAAAAUAUUGCUGUUUCUGGGACCAUAAAAAUGAGAGCAGUGGAAUACACAUGUAGCCUUAUGUGCCAAUAAGGUUGGUUAUACCUUCAAAUGCAAGUUUUAAUGUUUCCUCUAAACAGCAGCUAAACUGCGCAGUACCACACACGAUUUCAGUGAUUCAAACAUGGGACCUAAGCUUCACUCAACAACUGCAAACUAAUUGGAGAACAAAUAUGUAGAGCAGUCAUGCCAUAAAGGCAUGUUUUAUUAGUUCAGAGCAACUCCUCAUGCCAGAAAUUAAACUUCAGAAAGUAUUAUCUCUGCGUGGAAGGGGUAUCUCCUGCAGCAGAAAAUGUAUGCCUCAUGCAAGUUGUGGCGAUUCAACCACAUUGAAUUUUGAAUGCUCAAACUGAAUAUGAAUCGAAUAGUAAGAACUAUCCUUUUCACAUUCGAAUAGCACGAACUAUUUUAUUCGUAUUUGAAAUAACUUAAAAGAAAUAUAUCCUGACCCCUACGAUUUUGUAAUAUGCCCAUUAGCGUGCCCAUUAAGUUGCUCUUUAUUUCUUUAAUUCUUCAUUUCCUCCUCAGGCAUGAUCAUGAUAGUGAAACGACUUGACUGUAUGGUCCUGGGGCACAAAGAGGCUCUUUUACUAUUGUAGGGUGCUAUCACUUGCCAUUUUGUUUAAUCAGUUGCCAUAGACUUUUCGCCAUUACUUCCAGUGUCAUGGUGUUUGCAAGUCCUCUGUUGCAAAUCUGUGUUAUUUUGAGAAUCAUAGCAUUUCUUGCAAUGUCUGUAGGUGGAUAUUUUUCUGUUCGCAAUACUUUCAGCACUGUAUUUAUUCUUGUCUAUGCAGCUCUUUUAUUUGUUGUAUGAAACUUCAAAGAAGUCGUUGUGUAUAUAGAUGAAGUUUUGCUGGAAACAAACAGCCUUGUGCAACCACAUGUAUUGUGCACUUGCACCCAGCUCAUUUGCUGCCUUUAUUUGUAGCUGUUUGUGUGUUUGUAUUUGUAUGUUGCAGCUUCAUAAUGAAAGGAUUGUGAACUAGUA